Molecule: messenger RNA, 1711 nt
Organism: Monodelphis domestica (gray short-tailed opossum)
Lineage: Eukaryota; Metazoa; Chordata; Mammalia; Didelphimorphia; Didelphidae
Product: carboxypeptidase A5
Biological process (GO): proteolysis
Molecular function (GO): zinc ion binding; metallocarboxypeptidase activity
Source: RefSeq, a predicted model, not a curated record
UGCUGACUGGCGGACGGGAUGCCUCUUGGAUAGACAGUUCUCACAGGUCCUCCCGGAGGCUGCAGUGGCGCCCCUUAGCCUGUAGGCUCCGACCUCCAGGCAGGAAGCAGCAGGAAAUGCUUCCACCCCACCCACUGUCCCCCUGCCAGGUGGGUCUGAGAGGCCAGACCUGGAGCUGCGGUGUGAUAAGCGAGCGCGCGGAGAGCGGCGGCUGGGGAGUGCGCGGCUACUGACUGUGGCCAUGAGCCCUGAGUAGAGGGGCAGCACCUGCUGUCCUGCGGAGAAGGAUGCUACACGGGGCUCCGCUCCGGCUCGCCAUGAGGGCCGCCCUGGUCCUGAGCUUCUUCCUGGCGGCAACCUGGAGUCAAAAGAUGUUCAAUGGGGACCAGGUUCUUCGGGUCAAGGCCAAGGACGAGAAGGAGCUUCAGUUACUGAGGAAACUGAAGGACUCAGAUUCCCUGAAGAUUGAUUUCUGGCAUUCCCCAGCGAGACCCAGCCUCCCUGUGGAUAUGAGGGUGCCUUUCGCGAACCUGAAAAUUGUCAAAAACUACCUGAAUUCCACCGGCAUGUCUUAUACCAUCAUGAUAGAGGACGUCCAGGUGCUCUUAGAUGAGGAGCGGAAAGGCAUGUCGGCGUCCCAGAGAACGGAGAGGAGCACGAGCGGCUUCAGGUACAACUCUUACCACACGCUCCAGGAGAUCUACACCUGGAUGGACAACUUUGUGGCCGAGCACGCAGACCUGGUCUCGAAAAUUGUGAUUGGUCAAACCUUUGAGAAACGGUCCAUUUUCGUGCUGAAGUUCAGCACCGGCAAUAAGACCCGGCCCGCCGUCUGGAUUGACACCGGCAUUCACGCCCGGGAGUGGAUCACCCAGGCCACUGGAGUGUGGACGGCCAUGAAGAUCGCCUUGGAUUAUGGGGAGGAGCCGGUGCUGACCGAAGUCUUGAACCACAUGGACAUCUUCCUGGAAGUCAUCACCAACCCUGAUGGGUUUGCCUAUACCCAAAGCAUGAACCGUCUGUGGCGCAAGAACAGAGCUUCCAAUUUCAAUUCCACUUGCAAGGGGGUAGAUCCCAACAGGAACUGGGAGACUGGCUUUGGAGGUGUUGGUUCUAGCAAGAACCCUUGCUCAGAGACCUACCAUGGACCUUUCCCUCACUCUGAGCCAGAAGUGGCCUCUGUUGCCAACUUCAUCCAGAAGCACAAGCAUUUCAAGGCCCUGAUCUCCAUCCACAGCUAUUCCCAGAUGCUCCUGUAUCCCUAUGGCUAUAGGAAGGAGCCUACUCAUGAUAAUGAAGAACUGCAUGCUCUGGCCCAGGAGGCCGUGGAAGCCCUCUCCCAGGUGCACGGAACCCAGUACGUCUUUGGGAGAACCAUCAACACCAUCUAUGUGGCCAAUGGGAUCACCAUUGAUUGGGCCUAUGAACACAACAUCAAGUAUUCCUUUUCCUUCGAGCUGCGGGACACCGGCGUCUACGGUUUUUUGCUGCCCGCCAGUCAGAUCAUCCCCACGGCUGAAGAGACAUGGCCGGCUCUGCUGACCAUCAUGAAGCACGCCCUUGACCACCCCUACUAGCCACUCUGAAAAGUGGCUCCUUCCUCCCCCAGACCCAGAGCGGUUCCUUUCCUGUGCCUCCGCUUCCAGCCAGCCUUCCCCCCCGCCCCCCCAGUUCUGUCCUCCGAGCAAUAAAAACACGUUUUAGCCCCGUU